Molecule: messenger RNA, 5493 nt
Organism: Ananas comosus (pineapple)
Lineage: Eukaryota; Viridiplantae; Streptophyta; Magnoliopsida; Poales; Bromeliaceae
Product: myosin-6-like
Exons: 39
Coding region: 515-5059 (1514 amino acids)
Biological process (GO): actin filament organization; vesicle transport along actin filament
Cellular component (GO): actin cytoskeleton; cytoplasm; myosin complex
Molecular function (GO): microfilament motor activity; actin filament binding; ATP binding
Source: RefSeq, a predicted model, not a curated record
AGGAAAGAGAAGGCGAAAAAGGAAACACCAAAAAGAGAGAGAAAGAGGGAGAGAGAGAGAGAGAGAGAGAGCGAGCACGAAGAGGUCGGUGCGCGGCGGAGAAAAAAGGAGGGUUUUUGAGGGACCCUUUCGAUCGGGAGAGGGGGAUUGGGUUCCCUCUCUCUUUCUCUUUCUAUCCUCGUCACCAAAUCGAAGUUGCUUUGUCUCCUUACCUCUCCUGGCGAUCUCUUCUUCGCCUUCGAAUCGCCGAGCUCGAAGUAGAGGAAAGGAGGAACCGGUGGGAGUUUGAGUUUGCUCUUGGACUCAGAAUCCGAGAAAUUUGGUGGAGUAGAUCGGAAGUAGUACGUGUAGAGAGAUUAGAGGUGUUCCAUUUGAUCGAUUUGGUGGAUCCGAGUAGUUGGGAUCUCUCCAUUCGUGGCGAAAUCGGUUGUUUUUCUAGUGUUCAGGGGCUCUAAACUCUAAAGUGUGGUGAUUUGUGGCCACUUUGAGCAUCUGAUUGCGUCGGGAUCUCGAAAUGGCUGCUUCAGUUAGUAUUACAAUGGGAACUCAGGUGUGGGUUGAGGAUCCCGACGAUGCUUGGAUUGAUGGAGAAGUUGUCGAAGUCAAUGGCGAUACAAUCAAGGUCCAAUGUACCUCCGGAAAGAUGGUCACGGCUAAAAUUUCUAGCAUACAUCCCAAGGAUCCCGAGGCAGCACCGUGUGGAGUGGAUGACAUGACAAAAUUAGCCUAUUUGCAUGAGCCAGGGGUUCUGCAGAAUUUAAAAUCUCGAUACGACAUGAAUGAAAUUUAUUCUUAUACUGGAAAUAUUUUAAUUGCUGUAAAUCCUUUCCGGAGGCUACCUCAUCUCUAUGAUACCCAUAUGAUGGAACAGUACAAGGGAGCGACAUUUGGUGAAUUAAGUCCACACCCUUUUGCAAUUGCAGAUGCUGCAUAUAGGCUGAUGAUAAAUGAAGGUAUAAGUCAAUCUAUCCUUGUAAGUGGAGAAAGUGGAGCUGGUAAAACAGAAAGCACUAAACUGCUCAUGCGUUACCUUGCCUACAUGGGAGGGAAGGCUUCGUCUGGUGGCCGCUCUGUGGAACAGCAAGUUCUGCAGUCCAACCCUGUUCUUGAAGCAUUUGGCAAUGCAAAGACUGUCAGAAAUAAUAACUCGAGCCGCUUUGGCAAGUUUGUUGAGAUUCAGUUUGAUCAGAAUGGGAGGAUAUCAGGUGCUGCCAUCAGAACUUACCUGCUUGAGCGGUCUCGCGUUUGUCAAGUAUCUGAUCCUGAGAGGAACUACCAUUGUUUUUAUAUGCUCUGUGCUGCACCACCUGAGGAUAUUGAGAGAUAUAAGUUGGGAGAUCCUAGAGCAUUUCAUUAUCUUAACCAGUCGAACUGCCAUGCCCUUGAAGGGGUAGAUGAUUCUAAGGAAUAUCUGGAAACUAGAAGAGCUAUGGAUAUCAUUGGAAUCAGCUCUGAUGAACAGGACGCGAUUUUCCGGGUAGUGGCUGCUAUUCUCCAUUUGGGAAAUAUUGAAUUUGCCGAGGGGAAUGAAACAGAUUCUUCCAAGCCCAAAGAUGAUAAAUCCUGGUUUCAUUUAAGAACAGCUGCUGAGCUCUUCAUGUGUGAUGAGAAAGCCCUUGAGGACUCUCUUUGCAAACGUAUUAUUGUAACUCGUGAUGAAAACAUAGUAAAGACUCUAGAUCCUGGUGCUGCAGUUCUUAGUAGAGAUGCCCUGGCUAAGAUUGUGUAUUCACGCUUAUUUGAUUGGCUUGUUACUAAGAUCAAUAAUUCUAUCGGGCAAGAUCCUGAUUCGAAGUGCUUAAUUGGAGUUCUUGAUAUAUAUGGCUUCGAAAGCUUCAAGACAAACAGCUUUGAGCAGUUUUGUAUCAAUCUGACGAAUGAAAAACUACAGCAGCACUUUAAUCAGCAUGUUUUCAAGAUGGAGCAGGAAGAAUAUACAAAAGAAGAAAUCAAUUGGAGUUAUAUUGAAUUCAUUGACAAUCAGGACGUGCUUGAUCUCAUUGAUAAGAAACCUGGUGGGAUCAUUGCCCUUCUUGAUGAGGCUUGUAUGUUGCCAAGAUCGACACAUGAAACAUUCGCUCAAAAGCUGUACCAGACUUUUAAGAACCAUAAACGCUUCAGCAAGCCAAAAUUAUCACGCACGGAUUUUACCAUCUCCCACUAUGCUGGCGAAGUUACUUAUCAGACGGACUUCUUUCUAGAUAAAAACAAAGAUUAUGUUAUUGCUGAGCACCAGGCGCUCUUGAGUGCCUCAAAAUGUUCAUUCGUUUCGAGCCUUUUUCCGCCCCUUUCAGAGGACUCAUCAAAAUCUUCAAAAUUUUCAUCUAUAGGCUCAAGAUUCAAGCAACAAUUACAAGCUCUCCUAGAUACUUUAAGUGCCACUGAGCCACAUUACAUUCGCUGUGUUAAGCCAAAUAAUCUGUUGAAGCCUGCCAUAUUCGAGAAUAAGAAUGUUCUACAGCAACUUCGAUGCGGGGGAGUUAUGGAAGCAAUUAGGAUAAGCUGUGCUGGGUAUCCAACCAGAAGAACAUUCUACGAGUUCUUAGAUCGCUUUGGCAUUCUUGCACCUGAAGUUUUAAGUGGAAGUUCUGAUGAGGUCACUGCUACAAGGAGGUUGUUAGAGAAGGUGGAUCUCCAAGGUUACCAAAUAGGCAAGACAAAGGUAUUUCUUCGAGCUGGUCAGAUGGCUGAUCUCGAUGCUCGUAGGAACGAAGUGUUGGGCCGAUCUGCUAAUAUUAUUCAAAGGAAAGUUCGAUCAUACUUUUCUCGCAGGAGUUUCAUAUUACUGCGAAAAUCAGCUAUACGGCUCCAGACCAUUUGCCGAGGGCAUCUUGCCAGGCAAGUUUAUGAAAACCUACGGAGAGAAGCUGCUGCUCUGAGAAUCCAGACAUGCUAUCGCAUGCAUUUUGCUAGGAAAGCUCACAAUGAGUUGCUUUCUUCAGCGAUUACAAUUCAAUCUGGUUUACGUGGAAUGGCCGCUCGUAAGGAGCUCAAUUUCAGGCGACAAACAAGAGCUGCAAUUGUUAUACAGAGUCAAUGCCGGCAAUACCUGGCGCGCUUGCAUUAUUCAAGAAUAAAGAAAGCCACAAUUACUACUCAAUGUGCUUGGAGAGGAAGGGUUGCUAGAAAAGAACUACGAAAGCUUAAAAUGGCGGCAAGGGAAACUGGCGCACUUCAAGCUGCCAAAAAUAAACUGGAAAAGCAAGUUGAGGAACUCACAUGGAGGCUACAACUGGAGAAACGCAUGCGGGCUGACCUCGAGGAAGCAAAAGCACAAGAAAAUGCAAAGCUGCAAGCUGCCUUGCAGGAGGUGCAACAACAGUUUAAGGAGACCAAAGAAAUGCUGAUGAAGGAACGUGACGCUGCUAAGAAGGCUGCUGAGAUUGUUCCUGUUAUUAAGGAGAUCCCUGUUGUUGAUACGGAGUUGAUGGACAAAUUCAAAGCUGAAAAUGAGAAGCUUAAGGCUUUGGUGAGUUCUCUAGAGAUGAAGAUUGAUGAAACUGAAAAGAAGUAUGAAAAAACGAGCAGAAUCAGCGAAGAGAGGCUGAAGAAGGCUAUGGAGGCUGAGUCAAAGAUAGUUGACUUGAACAAUGCAAUGCAAAGGCUUCAAGAAAAAUUAUUGAACAUGGAGUCUGAGGAUAAAAUUCUCCGACAGCAGGCCUUCUUGAAUUCACCUGUAAAAAACAUAUCUGAACAUUUAUCAAUUCCAUUGACGCCCAAAAAACAGAGUAUAGAGAAUGGUCAUCAUGAAGUCGAAGAGCCGAAGGAACCUCAAAGUGCACCUCCGGCUAUUAAGGAUUAUGGAAAUAGUGAUCCUAAACUGAGGAGAUCAUAUAUUGAGCGGCAGCAUGAGAAUGUUGAUGCACUGAUCAAUUGCGUGGCUAAAAAUCUUGGAUUUAGCCAGGGUAAGCCGGUGGCUGCAUUUACCAUAUAUAGAUGUCUUCUUCAUUGGAAGUCCUUUGAAGCAGAGAAGACCAGUGUUUUUGACCGCCUUAUUCAGUUAAUUGGUUCUGCCAUUGAGAACGAGGAGAACAAUGACCAUCUUGCUUAUUGGCUAUCAAAUACAUCCAGCUUGCUUUUUCUGCUACAAAAGAGUCUUAAGGCGGCUGGUGGAGUUGGGACUGCAUCGCGUAAGAAACCUCCUCCAACAUCAUUAUUUGGAAGGAUGGCUCAGGGCUUCCGCUCGUCGGCAUCUUUUGCAAAUAUCCAUGUGGAAGCAUUGGAUGUUGUUCGCCAAGUCGAGGCCAAGUACCCUGCCUUGCUUUUCAAGCAGCAGCUAACUGCUUAUGUGGAGAAAAUAUUUGGAAUUAUCCGAGACAAUGUGAAAAAAGACAUGUCUUCCUUGAUCUCAUUAUGCAUUCAGGCUCCAAGGACAACGAAGGCAAGUGUGCUCCGAGGGACAGGGCGUUCAUUUGGGAGUCACUCUCAAAGCAACCACUGGCAGAGCAUCAUAGAGAACCUCGAUAGCUUUUUAAAAACAUUACAAGAUAACUAUGUUCCCCCAGUUUUAGCUCAGAAGAUCUUUACCCAGAUAUUCUCAUACAUUAAUGUUCAACUCUUCAACAGUCUACUUCUUCGCCGAGAGUGUUGCUCCUUCAGCAAUGGAGAAUAUGUCAAAGCUGGUUUGGCUGAAUUGGAGCUAUGGUGCGCAAAAGCAAAACCUGAGUAUGCCGGAUCAUCAUGGGAGGAACUUAAGCAUAUAAGGCAAGCUGUGGGUUUCUUGGUAAUAUUCCAGAAGUACAGGAUUUCAUAUGAUGAGAUAGUCAAUGACUUAUGUCCGAUCUUGAGUGUUCAACAACUCUACAGAAUAUGCACACAAUACUGGGAUGACAAGUACAAUACCCAAAGUGUAUCGUCAAGUGUUCUUUCCAGCAUGCGGAUACUAAUGACAGAAGAUUCCAACAAUGCAGACGGCAGCUCCUUCUUACUCGAUGAUAGUUCCAGCAUUCCCUUCUCAGUAGACGACAUAUCGACUUCUCUACAAGAAAAGGACUUCUCCGACGUCAAGCCCGCAGAGGAGCUUCUCGAGAACCCGGCUUUCCAGUUUUUACAAGAGUGAGUCCGUGGAACCUCGAGCACGCUCUCAUGCGCACACUGUUACUCCAGGCAGAUACUUUACUUGAUUUAUUGUAAAUUUUGCAUAUUCAUAUGUUCCCUCAAAUUUGGGCUUGUAAUAUUUCAUUUUUUUUCUUUUAUAUCUUUAUUUUGAGUCAGUUAGAUGUGUCAUUUCCCCCCCUUAUGUUAUAGAUAGUCAAAGUGGGUUGGGAUUGGACAGAUCCCUCCAGUUAAUAAGGCCUAUAUUUUACAAUUUGAGGCAUCAUUCUUUGUAGGCAGUUUCAUAGUCAUAUAAGUGUGUGUGAUUUGGUGAGGAUUGUAUUUGUGUGGCCACCCCUUUUUCUAUACGGUGUACAAAAAUAUUGGACGAAAUGUAAAGGAACAGUGGAAAAACACAAUAGUUAUAUAAAUUAUUUCUUUGGGGUUUUCUUUUUUUAA